GACAGCAGGUGAUAAAAGGGCAGCGGCGGGAGAUGAGCCCUGUAUGAGGAAGUCACAGCUUCUCCCCAACAAGCAGGAAAUACAGAGAGAGAAAAAGAGAGAGAGAGACAGCAGCUGGACGCUCCUCUUCUCCCCUGACUGGACAGUAAAUGGCCACUUUGCCUCCUGGGAUCCGCUUCUUCCUGUCGUUUUCUAAAGACCAGUGGCUUCGUGCUCUGGUUUUGUUUCUGACCUAUCUGCUCUAUUGCAGCUUCCAUCUGUCUAGGAAGCCAAUUACUAUAGUUAAGGGAGAGUUACACAAACACUGCUCAGAGCCCAAUGAGGUUGAACCACACAGCUACAAGGAGUUUGUCAUCUUGAAGUCCACGGUCCACAAUGCCUCCCGCUGCGGUUGGGCGCCAUUCGAUAAGAAGAAUUAUAAGCAGCUGCUUGGGGCCCUGGACUACUCCUUCCUGUGUGCGUACGCCGUGGGGAUGUACCUGAGUGGGAUGAUUGGAGAGCGUUUGCCCCUCCGCUAUUUCCUGUCUUCUGGCAUGGUGGCCAGUGGCUUCUUCACUGUCCUCUUUGGAUUGGGAUAUUUCUACAACAUCCACAACCUGACAUACUACAUCAUCAUCCAGGUGCUGAACGGUUUGGUUCAGACCACAGGAUGGCCGAGCGUAGUCACCUGCAUUGGAAACUGGUUUGGAAAAGGAAGGAGAGGUCUCAUCAUGGGAGUCUGGAACUCGCACACCUCUGUGGGUAACAUCUUCGGGUCCCUCAUUGCUGGAUUCUGGGUGUCCUCCUGUUGGGGGAUGUCAUUCGUGGUCCCUGGGGUGAUUAUUGGAGUCAUGGGCAUCGUCUGUUUCCUGUUCCUCAUAGAGCAUCCUCGAGACAUCAAGAUCGAGAAUCCUCCUCUGUCUCCUCCAAACGUCUCAUGUAAUGGACUGAAGAUCCAAAAUCAAAUCCUAAAGGCGGAAGAAUCUUAUCCUGAAAAGAACUGGGAGAUGCAGAAUAUGCUGGGUCCUACACCCGUGUACCCCACUCAUCAUGUGGUCAUUCUGCAGAGGGACCCCAGUGCUGGGAAGAGCGGAACAUCUGCCAUCAGCUUCUUUGGGGCACUACAAAUACCAGGGGUGGUAGAGUUCUCCAUGUGUUUGUUAUUUGCCAAACUGGUCAGUUACACUUUCCUGUUCUGGUUGCCGCUCUACAUGACCAGUGUGGGUCAUAUGGAUGCUCGUCAUGCCGGAGACUUGUCGACAUUGUUUGAUGUUGGUGGAAUUAUUGGUGGAAUUCUGGCGGGAGUAAUUUCUGAUAAAUCCCACAAGCGAGCAACAACCUGUGGACUAAUGCUGCUGUUUGCAGCCCCCACGCUUUACUUCUUUUCGGCCGUCAGCAAAACAGGACCAGCAUCUACAGUGGUGAUGUUGCUGGUCAGUGGAGCUCUGGUCAAUGGACCUUAUUCCCUCAUCACAACAGCUGUGUCUGCUGACCUGGGAACUCACAAGUCAUUGAAAGGAAAUGCCCAUGCUUUAUCCACAGUGACUGCUAUCAUAGACGGGACAGGCUCUGUGGGUGCUGCCCUUGGUCCUCUGCUCGCUGGUCUUCUGUCUCCCUAUGGCUGGCACAAUGUAUUUUUCAUGCUCAUGAUAAGCGAUGCAUUCGCCUUGUUGUGUUUAUUACGUCUCAUCAAGAAAGAAUUGAAAUGUGUCCGGCAGCCAGUAGUAGAACAGACAGAGUGGAAGGAACAUUAAGAAGAGGAACAUUAGUCCCGUGGCCAUGUUACUACAUGAAGAUUUUACACCUUUGACAGGAUCAGAUACACGCUGUGUAUGGUCUCCACACUGCGGUCCCAUAUCUGACCUUGAAUCCUGAAAAUGUCUAUAUAUCUUAUUUCUACACACGAGUAUCUCAAUGUCCGGUUACUAAGUCAUAAAGAAUGACACCAGUUUAUGGGCACAAACUGUAUGGAGACACCUGGAGCCGCUGCACCUCUAUAAUCUGGAGUCAGAUUUCAGGGAGAUUGAUUCUAGUGGACAGUACUUCUGUAAAGUAGUGUUCACAUCAUGUUGAAUGUCUAUGUCAUGACCAAUAUGUGAAAUGGAUGCCUCUAAUGGGUGUCCUACAUUGCCUACCAUCAUCCACUGACUUCCACUGUAAAGAUAACAUGUUUAAGGCAGGCGGUUUUUGACUGAAUGCUGUUGUAUGAAAUAACACCAUCUACUCCGCUAUACUGACACAUCCUGACAUGUUCUAACCAGACGGAGGCCAUAAAGACACUCUUUUGGCCUCCCCCAUAACCCUCUGGACACGUUUAGUGCUUAAGGAGCUUCAGACAGGACUACUAUGAUUGUGAACAUUCGAUGAGAAUCCAACCGAAACCCCUGUAUGAAGUGGUAGGUACAAUAUGGAGUGUAUACAGUGCAUUGGGAAAGUCCUCAGCCCCUCUCAUGUUGACAUAAGUAUUCCACCCCUUUACUCAGAAGUUGGUUGAAGCCCCUUUGGCAGUGAUUCCAGCCUCUAGUCUUCUUGGGAAUGAUGCCACAAGGUUUACACAUGGAUUUAGGGAUUUUCAGUCAUUCUUCUCUGCAGAUCCUCUCCAGCUCUUUCAGGUUGGAUGGGGGCUGUCGGUGGACAGCCAUUUUCAGGUCUCUGGUUUUAGGGCUCUGGCUGGGCCACUUAAGGACAUUUACAGAGAUGUCCCUAAGUGGUUGUGUGCUUAGGGUCUUGUCUUGUUGUAAGGUUACCUUUUGGCCCAGUCUGAGUGCCAGAGCUCUAGAUAAGGUUUUCAUUAAGAAUAUCUCUGCUCUAUUCCGUGUUCCCUCAACCCUGACCCGACUCCUUGUCCCACCAUCAUGAUGCUGCUUUCACCAUGCUUUGCUGUAGGGAUGGUAUUGGGCAGGUGAUGAGCGGCGCCUGGUCUCCUCCAGACAUGACGCCUAGAAUUGAGGCCAGAAAGUUCUAUCUUGGUUUCACCAGAGGAGAGAAUCUUGUUCCUAACAGUCUGAUGUCCUUUAGAUGCUUUACUACAAACUCCAGGCGGCUUUCAUGUGUCUUUUACUGAAGAGAGGCUUCUUUCCGGCCGCUCUGCCAUAAAGCCCAGAUUGGUAGAGGCUGCAGUGAUGGCUGACCUGGAUCACAGGAUCUUUAGAGCUCAGCCAGAGUGACCAUUGGGUCACCUCUCUUACCAAGGCCCUUUCCCCUGAUUACUUAGUUAGGGGGGGGGGGGGGCAGCUGUAGCAACAGUCCUGGCUGUUCUUCUUCUUCCAUGUAAGAAUUGUGGAGGCCACUUUGCUCCUGAGAACCCCUUCUCCAAUCCCGUCCCUGAGCUAUACAGGCAGUUCUCUCCUCCUCAUGGCUUGGUUUUUGCUCUUAUAUGCAUUGUCUGUGAGAUCUUAUAUAGACAGGGCUGUGUCUUUCCAAGUCCUCUCCAAUCCAUAGAAUUUACCACAGGUGGCUCCAAUCAACAUGCAGAACAUCUCAGAGAUGAUCCAGAGAAAUGGGAGGGCCUAGAGCCAAAUGUCAAAUAUUGCAGUAAAGGGGCUGAAUACUUAUGUCCUGAGUAAAGGGGCUGAAUAUUUCUGUUCUCACUUUCUCAUUAUGGGGAUUGAGUACAGAAUGAUGGGGGAACUGAUAGCACAAGAAGUGACAUAGGAAAAUUAUAGGGUGUGAGGACUUUCCCAAAGCACUGUAUGUGGCUGACAUCAUUACCUCAGGGAAGUUCUCUCCUAAGCCCAUAGCAUUGCUCUGACAGUAUAUGUGUCCGUUCUGUGAAUCAGCCGAGCCCAUAGUCUCUCUCUGACGGCGUACGUGUCUGUUCUCUGUAUCUGCCGAGCCCAUAGUCUCUGAUUGUGUACACGACCGUUCUGUGCAUUGGCUGAGCGCACGGUCUCUCUCUGACAGUGUACAUAUCCGUUCUGUGCAUCGGCUGAGCCCAUAGUCUCUCUCUGACAGCCGAUGCACAGAACGGAUAUGUACACUGUCAUAGAGAGACUAUGGGCUCAGCCGAUGCACAGAACGGAUAUGUACACUGUCAUAGAGAGACUAUGGGCUCAGCCGAUGCACAGAACGGAUAUGUACACUGUCAGAGAGAGACUAUGGGCUCAGCCGAUGCACAGAACGGAUAUGUACACUGAGCCCAUAGUCUCUCUCUGACAGUGUACAUAUCCGUUCUGUGCAUCGGCUGAGCCCAUAGUCUCUCUAUGACAGUGUACAUAUCCGUUCUGUGCAUCGGCUGAGCCCAUAGUCUCUCUAUGACAGUGUACAUAUCCGUUCUGUGCAUUGGCUGAGCCCAUAGUCUCUCUAUGACAGUGUACAUAUCCGUUCUGUGCAUCGGCUGAGCCCAUAGUCUCUCUAUGACAGUGUACAUAUCCGUUCUGUGCAUUGGCUGAGCCCAUGCUCUCUCUCUGAUGGUGUACGUGUCUGUUCUGUUUGUCUGUACCACUAAGGUCAAUCGUGGACACUGUGUAUAUAGUUACAGUAUUUAUUAUCCUCCUGUGUGAUUUGUAUGUAUUCUGUAUUGUUUUACCUGAACUGUCAUGUGCGCCCCAGCCUAUCCUUGACAGUGAUAUGGAGAGCCGUCAUGUAUGGUGGACGCCACUUUCCUGGUGAAUAUCUCCUCCCCAAGCACUGGAAUCAACAUGGCUGAUGUGGUUACCAAGCCGUGUUCACCACCAUAUUCUAAGAGGAUCUUAUAAAUGGCUAGGACUCCAUGGAGAUGUCUCGAACCCUCAGUGCAUCUUCUAUGCCAGGUUCUUGGCACAAAUUCAGCCUCCCGUUACGUUAUAAUGUGUUACUUAGUUUAUAAUGUCCAGCUGCUGGUUCAGUUGCUCUGUGCUGCAUGUGAAGAACAUGUAUGUUCUCCUGUAUGUUUACAUGCUCCCCACUAUGUGCUCUAUAUGAAGGACAUGUAUGUUCUCCUGUAUGUUCACAUGCUCCCCACUAUGUGCUCUAUAUGAAGGACAUGUAUGUUCUCCUGUAUGUUCACAUGCUCCCCACUAUGUGCUCUAUAUGAAGGACAUGUAUGUUCUCCUGUAUGUUCACAUGCUCCCCACUAUGUGCUCUAUAUGAAGGACAUGUAUGUUCUCCUGUAUGUUCACAUGCUCCCCACUAUGUGCUCUAUA
Bufo bufo (common toad) is the source of this 5102-nucleotide messenger RNA. RefSeq names its product solute carrier family 37 member 1 (gene SLC37A1). Bases 150 to 1733 code for a protein of 527 amino acids. The record is from RefSeq and is a predicted model, not a curated record. The transcript is spliced from 20 exons. Gene Ontology annotation, cellular component: endoplasmic reticulum membrane. Gene Ontology annotation, molecular function: glucose 6-phosphate:phosphate antiporter activity. NCBI's taxonomy places the organism in Eukaryota, Metazoa, Chordata, Amphibia, Anura, Bufonidae. Gene Ontology annotation, biological process: phosphate ion transmembrane transport; glucose-6-phosphate transport.